Molecule: messenger RNA, 1560 nt
Organism: Parus major (Great Tit)
Lineage: Eukaryota; Metazoa; Chordata; Aves; Passeriformes; Paridae
Gene: TADA1
Product: transcriptional adaptor 1
Exons: 8
Coding region: 42-1271 (409 amino acids)
Biological process (GO): regulation of transcription by RNA polymerase II
Cellular component (GO): SAGA complex
Molecular function (GO): transcription coactivator activity
Source: RefSeq, a predicted model, not a curated record
CCCGCCGCAUCCCCGAGCGCUCACGAGUCUCCCAGGAAGUCAUGGAAGCGGAUGCGGCCCUGCGUGGUGUCCGCCUCGAAGUUGGGCGCUUCAUCCCCCAGCAGCAGUCCCGGCAUGUCUGCAGCUCCCGGUGCAAUUCCCGGUGCAGCUCCCGGUGCAGCUCCCGGAGCCGCUGCCGCCCCCUCUGCGCCUGCGCGCCGCCGCCGCCCCCUGCGCGGCCACGUGAGCGGCGGGCACGUGACGGCGCUGAGGCGGCGGCGGUGAUGGCGACCUACGUGAGCGAGCUGGAGGCGGCCAAGAAGAGCCUCAGCGAGGCGCUGGGCGAGAACGUGAAGCAGUACUGGGCCAACCUGAAGCUCUGGUUCAAGCAGAAGAUCAGUAAGGAGGAGUUUGACCUGGAAGCGCGCAGGCUUCUCACGCAAGACAAUGUCCACUCUCACAAUGAUUUCCUCCUGGCUAUUCUCACCCGGUGCCAGAUCUUGGUUUCUGCCCCAGAAGGUGCUGGAUCCCUGCCAUGGCCAGGUGGCUCUGCAACUAAACCUGGAAAACCUAAAGGGAAGAAAAAGAUUUCUUCUGUUCGCCAGAAGUUUGAUCACCGGUUCCAGCCUCAGAACCCGCUGUCGGGAGCCCAGCAGUUCGUGGCAAAGGAUCCUCAGGAGGAUGAUGAUUUGAAGCUGUGCUCUCACACCAUGAUGCUCCCAACACGUGGCCAGCUGGAAGGGAGGAUGAUUGUCACUGCCUAUGAGCAUGGGCUGGACAAUGUCACUGAGGAGGCGGUGACAGCUGUUGUUUAUGCUGUGGAGAACCACCUUAAGGACAUUCUGACCUCUGUGAUAUCCAGGAGGAAAGCCUAUCGUCUGAGGGAUGGCCAUUUCAAGUAUGCCUUUGGAAGCAAUGUCAACCCUCAGCCAUAUCUGAAGAACAGUGUUGUUGCUUAUAACAACUUAAUUGAGUGCCCCCCGAGCAGCGCGACGCCCUCGGCGGGUCAGGGCCUGGCCCCCCCUCCCGCUCCUGACGAUGCUGAGCAGCAGGCAGCCCUGCUCCUGGCCUGCUCUGGGGACACCCUGCCAGCAUCCCUGCCUCCAGUCAACAUGUACGACCUCUUUGAGGCUCUGCAGGUGCACAAAGAAGUGAUCCCUGCACACACAGUCUAUGCUCUAAACAUUGAGAGGAUUGUCAUGAAACUCUGGCACCCAAACCACGAGGAGCUGCAGCAGGACAAGAUCCACCGGCAGCGCCUGGCGACCAAGGAGGGCCUCCUGCUCUGCUAGAGCUGGGCAGCCCUGCCAGCCCUCAGGUGGCUCCAGCCUCCUCCUGGCACUUGUCAUUUUGGAUGCUCCUUACAAACCUGUGUCAGCAUCUCCAGGAUGAUGUGAUUUAUGAGUCAGCUUUUCCUAUGGAAACAGGACUGAGUGGUGGGACACUUCUCUGCUUCCCCAGAGUCAUGUGCCCUGGAGUACUUGCAGCAGUGCCACUGAACUGGUAAAGAGAAACAAGACACGUUUGCAAGGACUGUUUUUAGGAAAAAUAAACGUGAGAGUGGAAAGAGUUGGUUUUAAA